AAUUUAAAGUUUUAUACCAGAGUAAUUAGACGUUAAAAAUAUACAUUUUAAUUUAUAUUUUGCGUGAAUAUCAAAUAAGUAAAAUGUUUUUGUUGAUCUUUCUUGUUCUUUCUGCUUUCUAUUAUGACUGUGAUAGCGUAAAUCCACAAAGGCUGCAGCUGUCAUGUGCGCAAAUAAAGCAGUUUGUAAACGGACACAACGUUCGUCGGCAGAGAGUCGCGCGUGGCGCCGUGCCACGGCAGCCUACGGCGUCCAACAUGAUAUACAUGGUUUGGGACGAAGAACUAGCAGAAAAAGCGGCUAAAUGGGCUGAACAAGGGAUUUUCGGUCAUAAUCCUAUUAAAACCGUUGGCUCACAAAGAUGGGGCCAGAUAGGCGAAAAUGUGUUCAUAAAUACAUUGCCGAGGCCGUCCUAUGUGCCAGUUAUUCCGAAUAUCGACGAGGCCCUGGACGACUGGUUUGGGGAACACGCAAAUUACGGAUUUGAGCCGUACAGCCUGACCACGCCGCGACCUAUUGGACAUUAUACGCAGAUGGUGUGGGCUGAAUCCACUCAUGUUGGCUGCGGGAUCUCGCAGAAGAAGGAAAACGGGUGGACCACUACGUUGACUGUGUGUAAUUACGCCCCCACAGGCAACUACCUCGGCCAAGUUCCUUACAGCAGCACCGGGGCCGCUGGCUAUCUUCGAUGCGUGAACAAAACCUGUCAUAGACCUUAUGGAAAUUAUUGUUAAGUGGAUAGGGAACUGUUUCUUCAAACGAACGUAUUCAUAAUUUUCCUCUCGUAAUAAAUGUCAUCUUUUGGAA
Messenger RNA from Leguminivora glycinivorella, 807 nucleotides. Its product is annotated as venom allergen 5.02-like. The record is from RefSeq and is a predicted model, not a curated record. NCBI's taxonomy places the organism in Eukaryota, Metazoa, Arthropoda, Insecta, Lepidoptera, Tortricidae. Bases 84 to 734 code for a protein of 216 amino acids. Gene Ontology annotation, cellular component: extracellular region. The transcript has 6 exons.